Molecule: messenger RNA, 2352 nt
Organism: Myxocyprinus asiaticus (Chinese sucker)
Lineage: Eukaryota; Metazoa; Chordata; Actinopteri; Cypriniformes; Catostomidae
Product: P-selectin glycoprotein ligand 1-like
Exons: 2
Coding region: 169-1116 (315 amino acids)
Biological process (GO): leukocyte tethering or rolling; hemopoiesis
Cellular component (GO): plasma membrane
Source: RefSeq, a predicted model, not a curated record
GGUUUGCGUCAGAGUUUGAAAACCUCAGCUUUAGUCUGAUACUUUGAGAGGCUUGACUUCCUGUAGUUUUGCAUCGAGCAGGUUUUAAGGCGUUCAUUUGUGAACUAUGCGAGGGGGCCUAACAUUUCCAUCAAAAACAUAGAUCAACGAUACAAACAGAAGAUUGCAAUGGUGACUAACAGACUUUGGUGUGUACCGGUUCUUGUUUUGCUGUUCACUCUGAACAAUCUGGUCACAUCAAGAUAUCUCUCCAGGAUGAAGAAGGAAAUUAGCUACGACACAACAUCCACAAACACCACUGACAGACACAGUACAAACAUAACUGGACCUGAGACUGUAAAGACCACUGUGGACCAUUUGAAGGCUAUGAGUGCACAAACCAUUGAGGUUAAAACUGAUAGACCUGAUUUAAACGACUCUGUGACAAGUAUGGACCACCAAAAUAUUUCAGACUCGAGCCACACCCAAAAAAAUGAAGGGAAUGAGACUUCGGGAAACCACUUCAAAGGAACUGAGAGUGUGACAGUCAGCCAACCAACAGGUAAUGAGAAUACUUCGUACACCCAACUUCCUAAGAGAAAUGAUAGUAUUGGACAUAUUUCACAAGCAGGAAGUUCUGCCCCCACAUUUCCUGCAUUGGUAGGGCCUGGUAAGGUAACUGAAAUCCACACAACAGCAGCUACAACAAAAAUACCUUUGGAAAAAUCAACAACAUCUACUGCACCUCGCUCAACAGCUUCACGCAUCUUUAAAAACCAAACGUCAACCACGGAAAAGGCUCCCUUGUGUUUCACAGCUUCUCAGAGGGAUGGACUUGUGAGUCACUGCCUUAUCGCCAUUGCUUCAAUGGCUGCCCUGACAACCAUCUUUAUCAUAAGCACCAUCUGCCUGGCAACCAAACUCUCCAGAUAUAGAUACAGACACAAGUCGCAUCUUCUCCAGGAGACAGAGAUGGUCUGCAUUUCUGCCCUGAUGAAUGAUACUGAUCACCCAGUUCCAAAGCUAAGACACCCCAAGAGUAAUGGAGCAUUGAUCCCUAAUACUGAGGAUGGAGAUCCUGAUGGAGAUAAUCUGACCCUGAACAGCUUUCUUCCUGAUAAUGAUGGCCCACUUUAGAAGUUACAAGUUUCUUAUGCAUGCACUGAGCUUUUGCUGAAGUACUCUACUGAUAGACCACAGAAAGACUAUUGCCGUGAGAUUACCUUAAAUCACUGCUUUGUGGUUAGAAAUAAAUCAUUCAGACAUGACAUAAACCCAGCUCUAAAACAUUCUGCCUACCUUUACAAUGAAUUAAAAAAAAACUAGAGGUAUAGUGGCCAAAAGCCAUUAUGUGGAUUGCUUAUCUAAAGGCUUUGAACCACUUCCUAAAACCACACGAACAUCGCCCAGGGGUCUAUUUGAUGAGUCAUCUGCGUUCUGCUCUAUUCUUUGCUUUUCGUCUAGCUUUUUUUCCCCGAGUUUAGUCUAUAUGGCACCUUAGUAUAAUUUAUUUGUACAAUACUGAAUAAUAAUGAGACACUUUUAUAUUUUACAUUUUAUAUUUCACGUUUUUGUAUGCCUGAUAGCAGUUUAAAUCCUAAAUUGUAAUUUUUGUGCUGAAAUACUAUACUACUCCCUGAAAAGCUCAGGCACUACACUUGGCAGAAUGUAUUACUGAACAUGCACUAGAAUAUGUUCUAUUCCUGUUUGUGGUUAAAGUAGUGCCAUAUAAUUUACUCAAAGAGAGAGUAAGCCUAAAACAUUUUUAAGUCUUUAAGCUUUUAGUAUAGCAUCGUUGCGAAUGUACAUAAAAUGCAUUUAAAUGUACCCAGAUUAUUUUUUUUUUACUUUUUUUUUUUUUACUUUUGUACAGAAGGCUUUUCCAUUGUCUCCUUUUUUGAAUCAAAGGAAAUAAAAAAAUGCUUUGACCAAAGUCAACAGGAUUGGCACAUCUGGGAAAAAAAAAAAACAGAAUGAGAAAACAACAUAAAUCAUAUUUCAGUCUUUCACAUUUAGGUCCUUUAAUAUGUUUUGCUUUGUUUAUAAUACCAUAUUUAAUAAAAGGACAAACCUUUGUUGUGUAUGAUUUCAGAUGUCGAUAGGCUAAUAGACCCUGUGUAUGUAAUUUUUAUAUACCUGUACUGUUCUGUACUAUGUUUGUUCAAGCGCUUGUCAGAUAAAUAUAUUGCCCAGUGUUCAGAAAACCUUCUUCAAGUGCAUCAUGCCAUCAAUUACUUAGCAGGGCUCACAGUGAUUAUUCUGUUAGUUAUUUAGAAAUAACUAAAUGGUGUGCAAGGCCUGAGACCAGUCUGCAUUGUUUACCCUGUUACUGUUACCUGAAUUCAUUUUGUAAUUGUUAAAUAAAUAAGUGCA